Molecule: messenger RNA, 9410 nt
Organism: Bradysia coprophila
Lineage: Eukaryota; Metazoa; Arthropoda; Insecta; Diptera; Sciaridae
Gene: Mical
Product: Molecule interacting with CasL
Molecular function (GO): protein binding
Source: RefSeq, a predicted model, not a curated record
UUCUGUCACUCGCAAGGAAUUUUCGGUGGUUGUCGGACGUAUAGUUUGCUCUGCUCGUGUAUUAUUUUAAAAGAGAAUUAUUACUUAUUGAAAUGCAUUUUUUUAAAACGAAAUAAUAAACAAGGUGUUGUGUGAUAAAAUGUGUUUUUUACGAUUCAUGAAAAGCGAUUUUAUGAAAUUAGACCUGUUUGUGUUGUGUGUAUUGUCUUUAAUUUUCGGAUAAAAGUGCCUAACGAAAUUUAUUGUUCGAUUAUUUUUUCUUCUUCUUCCGAAUUGGAUAACAUUUCAAAGAAACAAAACAUCAUAUUCCAAAAAGGUUGCUCUGCGAAUUAAAUUUUUUUUUUUCGUUUUGGGGAAAAGGCUCGCCCAUUUUUACAUACAUGAGAGUGUUACACCGACGAUUGUAAAUAACAACUUGGAUUAUUCGGCUGAAUUUUGAACGAAAAACCAAUCAUGAAUCGACCGCAACAACCACCACCACUUACAAUGGCAGAAAAUGAAGCGGCCGCACUGGCUGCCGAAAUGUUCGAUCACUUCAGUUCGGCCACAACAAUGCGACAAAUACUGGGCCUCUAUCGGAACAUGUGCGAUACGAUCGGACUGCGUCCGGGGCCGUUAAACGAAUUCUAUCCGAAAUUGAAAUCGAAAAUAAAGAGUUGGAAGGCACAGGCGUUAUGGAAGAAAUUCGAUGCACGUGCACUGCAUCGUGUGUACAAUAAGGGAACAGCGUGUAAUGGUACUAGAGUAUUGGUGAUUGGUGCGGGUCCUUGCGGAUUGCGAACAGCCAUCGAAGCCCAACUGCUGGGUGCCAAAGUUGUUUUAGUAGAGAAACGAGAUCGAAUAUCACGAAAUAAUGUUUUACAUUUAUGGCCAUUCCUGAUAACGGAUUUGAGAAAUCUGGGUGCAAAGAAAUUUUAUGGGAAAUUUUGUGCUGGUUCUAUCGACCAUAUUUCGAUUAGACAGUUGCAGUGUAUACUGCUGAAAGUAGCUUUAUUGUUAGGUGUCGAAGUGCACGAGGGUGUUUCCUUUGAGAACACCAUCGAACCAAAGGAUGGGUGCGGUUGGCGGGCACAGGUCUCGCCCGAAGAUCAUGCCGUGUCACAUUACGAAUUCGAUGUACUGAUUGGUGCUGAUGGUAAACGAAAUACGUUGGAGGGUUUUAAGCGUAAGGAAUUUCGUGGCAAAUUGGCUAUUGCCAUAACCGCAAACUUUAUCAAUAAGAAAACGGAAGCCGAAGCAAAAGCGGAAGAAAUCAGUGGCGUAGCUUUUAUUUUUAACCAAUCAUUCUUCAAAGAAUUGUAUCAAACGACUGGGAUUGAUUUAGAGAAUAUUGUUUACUAUAAGGACGAGACUCACUACUUUGUAAUGACAGCAAAGAAGCAUAGUCUUAUCGAUAAAGGAGUAAUUGUGCAGGACUUUUCCGAUCCUGCUGAACUUCUAUCCGCUGUCAAUGUCAAUACCGAACGACUGUUGGACUACGCUAAAGAAGCAGCUGAAUUUUCAACAAAAUAUCAAAUGCCAAACCUCGAAUUUGCCGUAAAUCAUUACGGUAAACCGGAUGUGGCCAUGUUCGAUUUCACCUCAAUGUUUGCGUCGGAGAUCUCCUGCCGUGUAACGGUUCGGAAAAACUAUCGACUACUUCAAUGUCUGGUCGGCGACAGUUUAUUGGAACCGUUUUGGCCAACGGGUUCUGGCUGUGCACGAGGAUUUCUCUCCAGCAUGGACGCCGGAUAUGCAAUAAAAUUGUGGAACAAUCAACGAAAUAGUAUUCUUGCCGUGUUGGCACAACGCGAGAGUAUCUAUCGGCUACUCGCUCAAACCACACCCGAAAAUUUGCACAGAGACAUUGGUUCAUACACUUUAGAUCCGGCGACGCGUUAUCCGAAUUUGAAUCGUUCAGCCGUUACCGUUCAUCAGGUCAAACAUUUAUUGAACACUGACGAUCCGGCGCUGCUCGAACAAACUUUCAUGGAUAGCAAUGCAUUACAAUUGGUGCCCGAUCAACCGAUGCGACGCAAACGCAGAACUGGCGAUACCGUUCCGCUAUCGACCGUGCUACUGCGAUGGAUACGUGCCCAGCUAAAUUCACAUGAUUUCAUUCAGAAUUUAACUGACGUGUCCGAAUGCUUUACCAAUGGUCAAGUGCUUUGUGCACUAAUCAAUCGUUACCGUCCGGAUCUAGUCGAUCUAGCUUCACUAAGGGAUUGCAGCGUGAAGGAAUGCAAUGAGUUGGCGUUCAAGAUUAUUGAAGUUGAGCUACGCAUACCGCCAGUGAUGACGGCAGCUGAUUCGUUAACACUGGAAAAUGUUGAUCCAAAAUUGUGGUUAACCUAUUUGGAGCAGAUUUGUGAGGUGUUCAGAGGCGAAAUACCUCAUGUUAAACAUCCGAAAUUGGAUUUCGCAGAAUUGAAAGAAAAGCAGCAAGGAAACAAAGUUCCUGACUUUUCACGCUUAUUGAAGUUUACAUCUAGAAAAGUCAAAUCACCAUCGGAAGAUGUCGAUAUGGCUGGUAAUACAAGAAGUGCUAUCGAUGAUGACAGAGGUAGAAGGUCGAGAAAAUUGCUUCCAGAAAGUUCUGCAGGGCUUCUGAACGAAUCAACUUCUCGACGGGCCAAGAAGAGGAGAAGCCAUGAAAAAUUCGGAAAUGUGGAAGAACGAAUGAAACGACUUCAAGAGAUUGAAGCGAAUCGUAACGAUCGACAGAACAAGCGGCGCUUGCAACGUGCUCAACAGACGCAAAAUUUCUAUAAAAGUUUGCACAUGUUGCAAGCGAACACAUUGCUGCGCGAAAGCGACAGUUCUAGUCCGUUUGAAGAUUACUCGAUUUUUUUGUAUCGUCAAUCGGCGCCCGAGUUCAACGAUCGAGUGAAAGAGCUGGAGCGAAAGCUAUUGUAUCCAGAUCGCGAACGAGGUAUCGCUUCGGCAUCACUGCGCAACACCGGUCCCGACGAUCAAUUCAACGAUCGCAUUAAAUCAAUGGAAAAGCAAAUAGCGGCCAAAACUGGUGCCGCCACCGACAAGAAGCCGAAAGACCUGUUACGUGCCAUCGGUAAAAUCGAAUCGAACGAUUGGAAUAUUCGAGAAAUCGAAAAGAAAAUCGAACAAUCCAAGAAAACGGAAGUGGGCAAGAGCAGGGAAAAGGUGCCAAAGUGGAGCAAGGAACAGUUCUUGCAACGGCAAAAUAAAAUGGCCCGUCCGUUGGAUGCGGAUGCGGUGGAUGAGAAAUUCAAGGAGAUUGAUCAAACGAUUAAGAAUUUGGACAAGCAGUUGAAGGAAGGCACGGUAUUGGAGCGCGGUGAAAGAGGCAAUAACAAGGUGGCAUCGAUUGCGGGUAGUUUCAAGAAGAAGGAGAACACUCAACCGGAAGACAAGGGCAUCCAAAAAUCGAACUCAAAAUCCGCCUUGGUAUUCAACACUCCAGCUGUAUCUGAAAUUUGUCAUUUUUGCAAGCAAAAAGUCUAUUUAAUGGAAAAGAUUACAGCUGAAGGACUUGUGUUGCAUAGAGCUUGCCUAAAGUGUCAUCAUUGCCAUACUAGUUUACGACUCGGUGGCUAUGCAUUCGAUCGGGACAAUCCUCAAGGACUUUUCUAUUGUACACAACAUUACCGCCUUCCUGCCAAAGUAAUGCGACCAAUACCGAAGAAAUCUCUGUCCCGUCAAAAAAUCAGAAACGAAACCGAUUCCAGUUCAAAAAUCGAAACGACACCCGAAAGAAUUCGACUAGAGGGCAUUGCCAAUUUGGACCUUCUGAACCGAGGUCAAACGCCGGAACGAAUCGAAUUCGAAAAUGCAACUGCAAUGUCUGACGGCGAACCGUCGCUGGAGAAUAUCAUCGAUGAAAAUGAGUGGACGGAUCGUAAUUUCGGUUCGGGUACGGAUGAAUCAUCGGAAAUUUACAGUUCGGAUUCGGAAUCGGAUUCGGAUCUCGACAACUACGAAGAGGCAAUGGAGUCACCACUGGGUGCACAGACUCUUCAGUUGGCCACCGAUUGGAUUGGCAAACAAAGGUAUUCUUCGAACCAGUAUAGCGACGAUGACGAUAGCGAUGAUGACGAGUUCUACGAUUCGAGUGAAGAUGAUGAAGCAGAUAGCCAGACAGAGGGAGAAGAAUUGGAAAAGGCUCGCGAAAUUCGCAUGCAAGAAGUCAAAUUGAAGCCACUUCCUUACCUAGCAACCGACACCGAAACUGAGAUUCAAAGCGACUCCGAAUCCUCAUCGCCGAUUGUUGAACUGAAUUCUGCAACCGAAAUAUCAACAGACUCCGAAUUCGAACAAGAUCCAGUUAAAUUUCCGCCGCCAAAUAUCGUUAUUGAUGACACCCAUCUGAGGAAGCCAACCAAAGUUCAGAUCAAACAAACGACAAUUGAGAAUGGCAUAAAACGUCCAUCCCCAACAACUACCUCAACGAAACCGUCAUUUGCUCAGCACAAACGCGACUUGGAGCAGCAAAAUGAAUUUAAACCGCUUGUACAAGUCGAUCCAUCCGUACUAUCGUCUAGUCGUAUGCCACUUCGGAAUCCCCGUCCUGGUGACUAUUUAUUGAAUAAAACCGCCAGCACCGAAGGAAUUGCAUCUAAGAGAAGCUUGGAAUUGAAGAAACGUUAUCUGCUAGGUGAAUCCAUAUCCGGUGGCAUCAUGAAAUCGGACUCAACGUCCGUAUUGGAUUCGAAAUUUAAGAAUUUCCAUUCCAACAUUUCCGAAUGUCAAAAGUUGUUGAAUCCGUCGACGGAUUCGGUGAUGCAAAGUUUUAUCAAAAAUACAACGCCAGCCAAAUCGCCGUUGGUCGGUAGCAAAGAGAUGGAUGAAAAGAAUUCUGAUGAGAAGGAGAAUGUCUACGGGAAAUUUGUGAUAGAUAAAAAUGAAAUCAACAAAACGGACAUUGUGUCCAAUUCGGAUGCAUUGAAGAUAUCCGAUUUGACGGAAACCAUCAACACAACAUUAGUCGAUAAUAAAAUACGCGAAAUGUCCCCGAAAAUCGAAAUCAUUGAUCUAGUGACGCCGGAAAAGGUGGAACCAAUUAUUGAUCUCAGUCGCAUUGAGCUGUCCGAGAAAAUGGUCAAACGAAAUCAGAAAUUCAUCAACGAAUUGGAUGUGAACGACGACGAGAUUGAGGUGAUUGAUUUAACUGGCGACAGUCCGGCCAAAGAUCGUGCCCCCGAUGAUGAAGCAACAAAAGACAUUGACGUGCCAGCGCCAAUCAUCGAAGUUAAAUCCGAAUCAUUGGCUGAAAAAAGCAAGUCGGCCAUCGAUUCAAUGCUAAGCCAAAGCAAUGAUUCUAAGAAAAGCCGUCCGGUUGAGGAUGAAGCACGACCGCGUAGCCCCGCUCAAGAAACAUCGAUCAGAGUUCCGAAUAUUCCGUGGAGUGCUAAAAAGAUGAAUUCCGAUUUAGAAUCGGACAGCUUGUCAUCGAGUACGUCCAGCAGUGUCGAUGAUAUUCCACAUUUUAUUUUGGACUCAACAACUAGUCCAGACACUCAACCGGGUGAUCUGCCACGAUUAGAAGUACGCGACACAUCUGGUGAACUGAUGCAGAUUGACAGUCUGAUGAUAAUCGACGGAAAGUAUGUUGGUGAUCCCGAGGAUCUGAAACACAUGAAAAUGCCGGAUGGCACAAGAGUGACGGAACAAUUGACUGGUGAAGUGAAAUGUGAUAAAGUGGUUCUGGAGAAGAAGAUCCCGCGGUACGAGUCUUUCAGUCAUCGGAAACCUGAUUUAAAAUUCGAUACAAAGAAUGAGAACAAGAUUGACACACUGAAAAACAUUCCGUUGGUGCUACCGGCUGUCGAAGCAAACGCAUCUACCACAGAGAAAAUUGUAAAGCCGUCAGUGUUGCACUUAUCGGAUACCAUGUCGUUGAACAAAGAUUUGGACGACAUGGACAAAACUCCAACGGCAGCUACGUAUGCAGAAUCCACAAAAUCAGAUUCAGAAACUGAAUUUACGGGACAAGUACUUACCGAAACGGAAUUAUCCGAUUGGACCGCAGAUGAUGCUGUGUCCGAGAACUUCGUUGAUAUUGAAUUCGUUCUGAAUUCCAACAAGGGAACGAUCAAACGAAAAAAAUCGAAGAAGAAGCUGUCUAGUCAUAAAACGCAUAUUACCGAGACAGAGACACCAAAAAUAUGUCCCAUCGUCAACAAGGAACUUGAUUUCGAAGGAAUUGAAUUCAUGGACACAGGAUCAGAAGACAGUUGUCUGGAGACGUACUCAGCGACGAAUAAGGCAAUGUUGAAGAAUCGGGGUUACGUUCAAUUUGUUGAGAAUAAUUCGAUCAAAGGAGCAUCAAGCUAUAAAAGUGAUGCCGGUUACGGCAGCUCUCCGAAGGAGUCAUUCGAAUCUAAAUCCUUCAAAACUCCCAAUUCUUUGGAGAUUCACGAGGCAGUCAACAAAGAAGUGGCUGGCAUCGAUUAUAUCGAACAAGGAGCUUGUGUAUUAGCGAAUGACAUCGAUCUAAAAACACCCAUGAACGAAGUUCCGCCAAUGUUCAACGUUAAAAAGCCAUUCGAUAUGCCAGCAGACAGUUUAAAUGACAUCGACGAUGACAGUCUGUUAAUGAUUGCCUCUCAGGGUACAACAACAGAAGAUAGUGAUGCCUUGACUGUAGUUACGAGUCCUGUUGAUUCAACCCCGAAAAAUGUGGACACUCCGAAUUCGGACCGAAGGGAUAUGUUUAACGAAAGUAGCCCACCCAAGGAAAACAAUUCAUAUGACACAACAACAUCCAAAGAAUCCAGAACACCGACACGUAAACAAUCAUUGGAGGAAUCGGGUACACCGAAUCGUCGUAAAGAUUCCGAUGAGUGUACGUACGAGGAAUAUGUGCGGAAACUUCAAAUGAAAAUUAGCCAAAUCAGUAAUGCGCGUGAUUCAAUUGACAUUCGGAAAACUAGAAGGAAAUCGUCGAAGGGAGAUAAUAGCGGCAACGAACAGACGCAGCAAUCCAAUUCUGUGAUAGAUAGCAAUAAGUCAUUAAGUGUAUUUGUAAAUAAGCCCGCAGUGGAUGCGACAUCACCAAUUACGGUAAUGGAACGUUUGGAGGAGAUCACUAAGGAGCGCACCAAGCAAAAAGAUCUUAUCCAUGAACUGGUCAUGGACAAGCUCCAGAGUAAAAAACAAUUGAAUGCCGAGAAGCGAUUGAAUCGAAGUCGUAACCGUUCGAGUAUGUUUAGUCCGGGAAAUUCGCCACAGGCUCCACCACACAUUGGAACGGCAUGCAGUAAUGGACCCCAUUUCCAUAUCGGACAAACAGAGCGACCGGAUAAACUGGUGAACUCUUCCGAUCGCUGGAACAUUACCAAAACCCCAUAUUCAAUUUCGAAACUGGACAGCGCGUCGACAACACGAAAGGAUCGACCGUUCAGUGAUGUUGUUGAAACACCAAUCAAAGAACUUCCAAAAAUAUUGAAAACUCAAUCGUUUUGUGUUUACUCAACGCCAAGUAUUUAUUCGAUUAAAACCGAUGGACCGAGCCAAUAUCUGGGCAAUGGCAACGAGUUCACUACACCGGUACCGCCACCACGUCGUAAGAUCGACGAUACGGUAACGCAAACUGAAAAGCUGCGGCAAGAUGCUCGAGCCAGAGCGAGACUCAAAUCAAAUCAGGAUCUUGGCCUCAGUCCGGAUGAGAAAAUUCAACUGCUGCGCAAACGAUUCAAUCUGGAUCACUUAGCUGAUGAAAUCACGAGGAACAAGUGCGAUGAUAUGAAGAUUCGUGAGCGGAAAAUGAUGACAUCGAAGAGCGUAAACGAUAUAUCGGAAACGACGAGUCAGGAGCAUGUGAACGAUCACAAUUUCGGUUCAUCGAAAACGCAGUACAAGCAGAACGAUUUUACGUCCGAUCCGAAUUUGGCUGAAGAGGAUGGUGGCCAGAAGCGAAGGCAUCGUAACAAAGAUCCGGAACGCAGAAAGAGUAUCAUUCGAGCCGUGUCUGAUUUCUUCCAUAAGAAGCGAGACAGUAAGGAAACAUCACCGACCAAUGGCAAAGAAAAGUCGGAAGGAAUGUUUGGACGAUUCAGGCUGUCACCCAAAUCGAAGGCCAAGUCUUGCUUUGACGUUCGGAAUUAUUCGGGUUUUGGUGACAAAGACGAACCAGCCACACAGCAUGAACGCAGUAAAUCGGAAGACUAUUUAAAAAUCGAUCUAAAUGCCAAACAAUACGAAGAGGAAGCUCCACCAAUACCGCCUCUACCGAUCAAUUAUCAACGAUCUGAUGAUGAAAGCUGCUCUGCGAACGAAAGCCGCAAGUUGAAAGCGCAUACAAAGGCAUCGAGACAAGCGGAAUUGAAGAGACUUCGUAUAGCACAGGAAAUCCAGCGGGAGCAGGAAGAGAUUGAAGUGAAACUCAAGGAUUUAGAGGCACGUGGUGUACUAUUAGAGAAAGCUUUGCGUGGCGAAGAGCAGAAUCUGGAAGUUGCCGACUACAAUGGCAUCAGUGUCGGAGCUAACGAUGAGAAACUGCUCAAGGAACUGCUAGAAAUAUGGCGGAACAUAACACAGUUGAAGAAACGAGAUGAUGAGCUGGGAAUCAGACAGCAAGAGCUGAAGUUGGAACACCGACACGCACAAUUGAAAGAGCAGUUGAAUACUCGACUAUCUUGCAGUAAACUCGACAAAAGCUCUUCAGAUGUUGCUGCCGAGGGUGCCAUUCUGAAUGAAAUGCUGGAAAUAGUAGCCAAACGAGCCGCUCUACGACCAUCGGAUACAAUGCCGCAUAGCAGCUCGCAAAUGGUCGAUGGUCUCGAAUCAGAUAUUUGAACUCCCCGGAAAAUGAGAGAUAGAAAAAGGUCGAUGAACGAACAAAAAGUAAAGCUUAAAAGUUUAAAUUUUAAAUGAAAACAUAAUAAAUGCAGGGAUCUUAAUAAUUUAAUUAUUUCUGGAAGAACAACGUCAUCAUCCUUCGAGUAUUUUUCGAACAUAGAAAAACGAAUAUGUUUUAGAGAGAAAAAGAGAGAGAGAGAUAGAGAAGAAGAAGGAAAAGUCGCUUACAAUAAUAGUUAAUCACCGAAAUUAUACUUAAAUAAGUUAAAAAUUGAAAUAGACAACUUGUGAUUAAAUUUUGAGUUUAAGUAAAACAAAUUGACAACCAAGGUGAGACAAAAAAAAAUUAUUUCAAUUUGCUGGGAUAUUUAUUGCCGGCAAAAUUUAAGCUAUUGUACAAUUAAUAUCGAGAUCAUGGAAUGAAAGUUUUUUUUUUAAAUUAAUUUGAAGAAAAUAAUCCACUUUUAAUAACCGCAUCUCAAACGGAAAACAAAAUACUUUUAAAUUUAUUGCUUCAUGCCAAUGUGUUAUAGAAUAUAUUGAAUGUAAUGCAUAAUAAUUAAUAUGAUACCUUACCUUUACAACAACAAAUUACUGUCACAAUAAAUAAUGGAAAGGUUUAUUAUAAAAAAAAAAAUUAAAAAAAGGAAGGC